UAGUGAAAUUUAUUAAAAAAAGAGAGCAAAUAUGUAAAACACAAAUCGGUACAUUUGGUUCUGUCAAUCAAGAAAUCUGAAUUUUCGAAUACCCUUUUCGAUUAUGGUUAAGAUAUACUAAUAGUAAUCCCAAAAGAUCCACACCGUCCGAUUCUGCAGCAACCAACUCUCCUCGCAGCUACACGUGCACCCCUCUCUCUCCGAUUCCCCUCUCUCUCUCUCAUGGCUUUGCUUCCAUGCAUGUAAUUCUCCACCUUACUAUAAACACACACAAACAUAUGUAGAUGUGGAUGUAGAGAGAGGGAGAGAUGUGUGUGUGUGUGUUUGUGUUUGUGUGUGAGAUGGGAGAAAAAUAGGGAAAGAAAGAGUCUUUGGCUUCUGUUUCUAUUUCUUGAUCUUGAUAGGCUGUGGCUAGUUCAAGGCCAUCAUUAGCGACCCAUCUGUUCGAAAGUUUGAUUUUUUCCACAUUAAUUCCUUCAAAAUCUUGCAACAUUAAUAUAGGACUGGGGUUGUCAUUUAUAUGCCUUUUUUUUUUCUUUUUUUUUCGCCUUCUCUGUGUUGUGUGUGUGGAGAUUUCAUCGAUUUGGGAUUCCAAGAGUGUUGCUCUCUUUCUUUUAUGUUGUGGGUCUGAAAAUUUUCACUGUCACAUCUCACCACUGUGGUUUGAUCCGGUUUUCUCUCACUAGAGGUGUGUAGUCUUUGUGAUCUAUGCCCAGCCCAUGAUUCAAUGUUUUGCCUCUUUGUUGGGAGGGGGGGACUUCAUUUUUGCAGUUUGAUGUUACUAGAUCAGGGAGAUGCUGCAUUAUUGUGAAAACCUAAGUUCAGUUUGAUGUUUUGCUGAUUCUUGAUUGUAUGGUUUUUGGGGGAAUUUCUGUUUGUUUUCUUGAUUUAGUAGUUGGAUUGGUAGGUGCUUGAACUAGGAUGGAUGAGGAUCAAGAAUUGAGAUUUGUUUGUAAGUUGUGCUUCAAGAAAUACCCUUGUGGGAAGUCUCUAGGUGGCCACAUGAGGUCCCAUGUAGUUGCAAAUUCAGCUGAAUCUGAUGAAAAGCUACUUGAUCCCAACAUUAAGAAAUUCCCAUCAUUUGUUCUUGUUAAUGGUGGUGGUGGUGGUGGUGGUGGCGGUGGGAUGCAAGGCACAAUGAGUGAUUCAAGAAUUGUUGAUUUAGGAAAUGGGCAGUCUAGCUAUGGCCUAAGAGAGAAUCCUAGAAAGAGUUGGAGGGCUGUGGAUUCAAGCUUCCCUAUGCCACAAGAGAAGAUUUGCAAGCAAUGUGGCAAAGGUUUCCACUCAUUGAAGGCAUUGUGUGGUCACAUGGCUUGCCACUCUGAGAAGGAUAGGGGCAUGAAAGAUGAUCAUUCUUGGACUAGUGAGAGCCACAAGCUGGUGACGGAUAGCCACUCGGACACGGAGGGUGAGGACCGGGCGAUCAGGACUAGGUCCUCUAAGAGCAAGAAGUUUAGGAAGAUCGUAGUGAACUCCCCCUUCCCCAAUGGCUCGUCGUCUGUGUCUGAGAUCGAUGGGGAGGAGCAGGAGGAGGUGGCCUUGUGCUUGAUGAUGUUGUCUAGGGAUAAUGGGAGCAAAGGUGGUGUGAAUUCUGUAGUGGAGAGUUCUGAUAAUAACUCUGUGAUUCUAGAGACUAAGUCCUCCUCCAUUGAUAUGAAGAAUGUGAUGAGAAAGUGUGAUGUUGUUAAGAAUGCUGAUGAUGAUGAUCAAGAUGGGAAGAAAGGUGUUGCUAAGGCUGCGAAUUCUGACUCGGGCUAUUUCUUGGACGAAUGUGCCAAGGCGGAGUCUGAUGUGUCCGUGGAUGGAUUCCGUAGGGGCAGUGGUGUGAACGAGUAUGAGGAGUUUAGGGAGAGCUUGAACAGAAGCAGGAGCUAUAGAGCUGAGGUGAAGAAGGCAUUAGCAAAGGAGAAUGCUUAUGAUUAUGAUCAUGAUCAUGGUGGUAGUAGUGUGGCAGCUAGGAUUGAGCAAUCAAGAAAGAGGAGAUAUGUCUCUGAGAGCUGUGAUGUCUAUAAUGAGUAUGACAGGAUCAAAAGGAGUGAUCCCCCUAGCGCGGAGAAGAGGCUCAAAUACGAGUGCUUCAACUGCAAGAAGACGUUCAAGUCCUACCAGGCUCUCGGUGGGCACAGGCCGUGCCACAAGAAGAGCAGCAACGCGUUGUAUGAGUCCAGAUACGAGAGUGGGGAGAACAGCCUAGAUGAUGAGUUUGGGGCUAGUAGGGGGAAGAUGGCUGAGUCCACUAGGAAGGCGGCCGUUGCUGCUGCUGCUGCUGACAAGAAAAUGAAGGCGAAGAAGAGCAAAGGCCACGUCUGCCCAUUCUGCAACAGAGUGUUCAAGAAUGGGCAGGCCUUGGGUGGCCACAAGAGGUCACAUUUCAUCGGUGGCCAUGAGGUGGUGAACACGAACCCUAGCCCCGUCACCAAGCUGGACUUGCUCGACCUCAACCUGCCCGCCCCUCAGGACGAUGAGGAUGAUGGAGACGACCAGUACUCGCCUUGGUAGGCCGUAGAUGCUCGAGUUGCUCGAGCAUCUAAGAUGAUGGUAUAUACAUUCAAAUUGGUGGACAGCAAACCACAUUGUGCUCUUUCUUGCUUGCUUGGUUGGUUGCUUGCUAGCCUCCUCAUACUAUAAAAAGAAAACCUUAUGCAUAUUCCAUGAAUAUGCACAAUUUUUGCAGACUUUAGAUUUCUUUUUUGUCUUCCAAUUUGAAGCAUUUACAUUAUGUCUGAAAAUGAAACUUUUUUAGUUCUUCUUUGUUGUCUAAGAUAUGAACUCAAUACAUAUGAGAGAGGCAGUCUCUUUUUUUGCUCACUGCAUUUU
Molecule: messenger RNA, 2817 nt
Organism: Salvia miltiorrhiza (redroot sage)
Lineage: Eukaryota; Viridiplantae; Streptophyta; Magnoliopsida; Lamiales; Lamiaceae
Exons: 1
Coding region: 922-2499 (525 amino acids)
Source: RefSeq, a predicted model, not a curated record